AUGGAGGGGCCCAGAGUUGAUGAGAGCCAGAGUCAGGGAAAGCUCCAGAAAGAAAAAGGGCCCAGAGUUGAUGAGAGCCAGAGUCAGGGCUCAAAUAAAGAGAAAAAAGGGCCCAGAGUUGAUGAGAGCCAGAGUCAGGGAAAGCUCCAGAAAGAAAAAGGGCCCAGAGUUGAUGAGAGCCAGAGUCAGGAUGAAUUGGUGACUCAAAUAGAUGAACUCCAGAUAGAAGUGGAAAGACUCCAGAAAGAAAACAAUGAACUCAAAGUAGAACUGGAUGAACUCAAAGUAGAACUGGACUGGACAUGGACUCUCAUCCAUUCAGACAAGAUCACUAUUAAUCCAGACACAGCCCACCCCAAUCUCUCCAUCUCUGAGGAUAAGAAGAAAUUUACUCAUGAACCCCAACCUCAGAAAGUUCCAUCAUCUCCAGAGAGGUUUGAUUCAACUGUCUGUGUGUUGGGCUCUGAAGGAUUCUCCUUUGGAAAGCAGUGCUGGGAAGUGGAUGUCAGGAGCAGCACUGACUGGGACCUGGGAGUGGCCAGAAAAGCAACAGAGAGAAAAGGAAAACUUUCCCUGUCCCCUAAAGAGGGAUUCUGGGUUCUGGGUCUGAGUGGGAGAGAUUAUUGGGCAAAAACAGAUCCAUGGACUCAGGUCCUGGUGCAGAAAAAGCCCCUGAAAAUUGGAGUUUACCUUAAUUACCAAGAAGGGCAGGUGACCUUUUUCAAUGUAACUGACAUGUCUGUGUUGUUCACAUUUAAUGAUUGUUCAUUCUCAGGAGAGGUUUAUCCAUUCUUUAAAAAUUCCCACAAAGAAACAACAAUGAGAAUUUGUUCUAUAGGAGGUGAUAAAUGAACUUAAAGUGGGACUGCCACUCAUUUAUCCCAAUGUAUUUUGAAAUCAAAUUCCCCAUCAAUGAAUUUGAAUUACAUUUUGCCUCUAUAUUAAUUCUGUGGCACCAUCUCUAAUCAGC
Molecule: messenger RNA, 970 nt
Organism: Mauremys reevesii (Reeves's turtle)
Lineage: Eukaryota; Metazoa; Chordata; Testudines; Geoemydidae
Product: butyrophilin subfamily 1 member A1-like
Exons: 15
Coding region: 1-852 (283 amino acids)
Molecular function (GO): protein binding
Source: RefSeq, a predicted model, not a curated record